Messenger RNA from Momordica charantia (bitter melon), 925 nucleotides. RefSeq names its product large ribosomal subunit protein eL15y. Lineage: Eukaryota; Viridiplantae; Streptophyta; Magnoliopsida; Cucurbitales; Cucurbitaceae. Gene Ontology annotation, molecular function: RNA binding; structural constituent of ribosome. The record is from RefSeq and is a predicted model, not a curated record. Gene Ontology annotation, cellular component: ribosome; cytosolic large ribosomal subunit. Gene Ontology annotation, biological process: cytoplasmic translation.
UCCCCGCCCUAAAAAACCCUAGGUCGUAAAACCAUACAUUAUAUAACGCUUAUGUAGCUCGAGUUUCUAACCCUAAUUCGUCCUUUCCGCCGUACGCUGCAAAAAUGGGAGCUUAUAAGUACGUGUCUGAGCUAUGGAGGAAGAAGCAGUCCGAUGUGAUGAGGUUUCUGCAAAGAGUAAGAUGCUGGGAAUAUCGCCAGCAUCCUUCAAUCGUUCGUGUUACGCAUCCCACACGCCCAGAUAAGGCACGCCGAUUGGGCUACAAGGCUAAACAGGGUUAUGUUGUUUACCGUGUACGUGUGAGGCGUGGUGGGCGAAAGAGGCCUGUUCCCAAGGGUAUUGUGUAUGGUAAGCCCACAAACCAGGGUGUUACUCAGUUGAAAUUCCAACGCAGCAAGCGUUCAGUUGCUGAGGAGCGUGCUGGGCGUAAGUUGGGUGGUCUCAGGGUUCUCAACUCCUACUGGAUUAAUGAGGAUUCGACAUACAAGUACUAUGAAGUAAUCUUGGUUGAUGUGGCCCAUAAUGCUGUUCGUAAUGACCCGAGAAUAAACUGGAUCUGCAACCCUGUUCACAAGCACAGGGAACUUCGUGGACUCACAUCUGCUGGGAAGAAGUACAGAGGUCUUCGUGGAAAAGGCCAUCUCCACCACAAGGCCAGACCUUCCAGAAGGGCAACAUGGAAAAGGAACAACACUCUCUCUCUUCGCCGCUACCGUUAAUCUCAGUGACUUCAUUAUUAGGUUCAAUCUCAAUCUCAUGUUUGAGUUUUGCCCAAUGGAUUGGUUGUCAAAAAGGAACUUCAGUUCUUCCAAGUUUUUUGUUUAAUUUUAUGAUUAGUCGAACUGGUGUGGUUUCUGGAGUGUUUCAUGCGGAUACAUUUUUGGUUCUCUUGAGAAAACUCCGGUUCCUUAUUUUUGCUGCGAAA